CACCUCGCGGAAUCGAUCGCAGUACGCCGGUAUCCCGAUUUUGUCGACCGAUUAUUGUAAAAGUGUGGUGCUGUAGCAAAUAAUGCACUCGUUAAGGAUCAUAUUUCCUCGAUGUCUGUCCGCUUGUCGAAUACUCCCGCCACUACGGUCUUCGUCGGUGCGGCAACAGCUAAUCCCAACCUCCAGUGGACAGCAAUCGCGAAUCAACAAAAUUAGUAUUCGCAUGCUGUGCUCGAAGCCCCCGCAAACAACAGGACAGGAUUCAUCGGUGGAACCAGCAAAUAGAGUAUACUAUGGCUCGUUAACGCCCCAGAUACGCGCGGUGAAGGUAUUUUCCUUGGCUACCAGUAUCGGCGGUAUCAUUGCACAGCCGGUUCUGCUGGAACAGGCGAAUAAAAUCGGUGGAACGCCGAUGAUAGUGGCCGUCUGUGGUUUUGCCGGGUUCUUCACCUUCGUCACGCCAAUUCUAUUGCACCUGGUCACCAAGCGGUACGUUACGGAGUUGUACUAUGAUCCGGCCGAACAACAGUACACUGCUGUGACGAUAACGUUCUUUCUGCGGCGAGAAAGGAUUAAUUUCAAGCUAGCGGACGUAGUGGUGCCGGAAGUAGGAGGUUUGUUCACAACGUUCCUCGUGAAGAAUAAAGCGCUGUUCGUCGACCCGCAGAUGUUCCCCGAUCCAACGCAUUACAUCAAAAUUAUGGGUUACGAUAAGCCGAUCGACUUUAAGUUUGAGGAAGCACGUCAAUCAGCGGGAAGUGAGGAGGAACAUAAGAGAAAGGAUCGAUAGUUGUCGGAACUAGCAAUAGGCAAUAAAUCUUAAUUUAAGAUAAAAGUGCUUAUUCUUUGUACAAUCUAUCGGUAGCAAAUUAAAAAAAAAGCCUCCUAAUUACA
Molecule: messenger RNA, 894 nt
Organism: Anopheles darlingi
Lineage: Eukaryota; Metazoa; Arthropoda; Insecta; Diptera; Culicidae
Product: transmembrane protein 70 homolog, mitochondrial
Exons: 2
Coding region: 83-790 (235 amino acids)
Biological process (GO): mitochondrial proton-transporting ATP synthase complex assembly
Cellular component (GO): mitochondrial membrane
Source: RefSeq, a predicted model, not a curated record